Molecule: messenger RNA, 3507 nt
Organism: Oppiella nova
Lineage: Eukaryota; Metazoa; Arthropoda; Arachnida; Sarcoptiformes; Oppiidae
Source: the annotation of a GenBank genome assembly
UUCGCUCUGAAUAAGUUGAAAGAGAAGGCAAACGACAUGACCGGCGCUUAUAUUCUCAGAGAAAGUGUCUCGAAAUACGAUGAAUACAAACUCGAUAUAUUCAUUAAACACGAAUUGUUUGAAACAUUUAAACUGAAAGUGAUUAACAAUCAAAUCGUUGUCGACGCCUAUAGCAAGCAUUUUGAGUCAUUUGUAGAUCUCAUCAAAAAGUUUUCAUUCAAUUACGGCGAGGACACAGAGAUUAGUCUCAGUCAUUGCAUAACUCCCAGUGAACACGACCUGCCAUUGAAUUUACUGUUGUGUCGAUUGGCCACCAAAGAGAACUCUUCCCGAAAAGAUGGCGACCCAUUGGGUCCGCCAGUCAUCGCAAGUCAUUUACUAAAGCUAUCAAACACUACAUUAACCAAUAAUUCUCGAUAUGGCGUCCGUUUAGCUAAUCUCCAGAAUAAGCAGUUUAUUGUUAAAGAAGUCAAGAGUGUUGACAUGACUCAAGAAUUCCUCAAAACAGUGUCCCAAUGGACACACCUUCGCAACGACUCUAUAGUGAUUUGUCGCGGAAUUACUCUCUACUCUCCCCUCUCUAUAAUAUUGGAAUACUUGCCGAUCGGACCUUUGGAUGCAUUUUUGAAUACAAACCGACAAAACCUGAAAUUAGUUGAUUUGGUUGAAAGCAUUUCCUACUUAUCGCGCGCCCUUUGGUUUCUAUACGAGAAUAGCAUAGUUCACGGACACAUCAGAUGCCAUAAUCUACUAGUGUCUGAAUAUUCUUCAAAUUGUCUUAAAGUAAAACUAAGUGAUCCCAUCAGUGAUAAUGAUAUCAAUACGGAGAGAGUAUGGCUUCCGCCCGAAUACCUCACUACUAAUGAGUGGACGUAUUCUUUCAAACGUCUCACCCAUUCGGUCGAUGUCUGGGCUUUUGGGACAACUGUUUGGCAAAUAUUCAGUUACGGCGCUCGACCCAACUCUGAUGAUGUGUUUGAACUUCACCAACCGAGCGACUGUCCCAAUGAGAUCUGGACACUAAUCGGCGAGUGUUGGACUAUUGACUGCGAGGCCCGCAAACAACCGCACAGUAUAUACCGAGAUAUCAGUCAAAUUCUGUACGAAGUGUUUAAUUCUCAACGAAAUGAUUAUUACUCUAAACCUGUAUUUGAAGACCAAAAGCCAAGCAAAAGCACUUCAACUCUAUUCAAGAAUUGGUCUAAAUAUAAGCCAAACUCAUUCUUUGGCUCCACUUUCUCGUUGUCUUCUAGUUCUGUAGUCAGCCAACAGUCUGUCUCUACUUAUCUGUCAAACAUUCGAACUUUCUCGUUGUCUUCGAGUUCUGUAGUCAGCCAACAGUCUGUCUCUACUUAUCUGUCAAACAGUAUUAAAGGCAAUGAAACGACAAUUGGGUCCGAGAUUUGUCUCAUGUCUGACCACGAGUUCGACGGAUGCAAUGGUCAGGCGAAUGAGCCCUGGCUUAUAGACUUACAGCAACUGAAACUCGGGAAAGUGAUCGGAAUGGGGUGUUAUGGGGAGGUCCUGAAGGCCACACUUACACACUGUGCCGGACUCAAGGAGGAAGUGGUGGCCGUAAAGCGCAUUAAAGCCGUUCCUUCCGACAGUCAAUUACGAGAUAUGAAGCGUGAGAUUGAAAUCAUGAAGAAAUUGAGUCAUAAGAAUAUCGUCGAAAUUAAAGGAUUUGUUGAGGACUUAACGGAUGCACAGACAAUGUUAGUCAUGGAGUACGUAGAGUUGGGCUCAUUAGUGGCUUAUUUGCGUGGAAACCGGUCCAAUAAAACGGUUAUACCUUUAGUCAAGUUUGCGAUUGACAUAAACCUUGGGAUGGAGUACUUGGAGAGCAAGUCUAUAGUGCACAGGGAUCUGGCGGCCCGUAAUAUUCUAGUUGGCUCUGAGACUCAGGUCAAGAUCUCUGACUUCGGUUUAGCCCAAUUCAUUGAUCCCAAUAACCAAUACUAUGUCUUCAAAACAAACCGCGAGUUACCUCUUCGGUGGUACGCACCGGAAUCACUGAAGUAUUUUCGCUUUUCGCACAAAUCUGACAUCUGGAGUUUCGGAAUUGUAUUGUGGGAGAUGUAUAGUUAUGGAGAACAUCCGCAAUAUGUAGAUCAAGACAAACAGAAUAUUUGUGAUGGUGACCUCUUACAGGCCUUGGAAAAGGGAAUCCGUCUCUCACUUCCAGAGCUCUUUAAAACAAGAUCUUUAUUGUCCACUACUGAGGAAGUAGUCAUCAACUCGACGGCUGUACCAGAAUCGACAGCAAAACCACCGCAAUCGGAUCCCAAGUUUCCAACCGAUCUAUUCACUAAAGAUCAGCGCAAGAAUGGAGCCGUAGUUUUCCAUAUCGCAGGCCUUAUCUACAUGUUUGUCGCUCUGGCCAUCGUUUGCGACGAGUUCUUCAUACCAGCGCUCGAUGUCAUCACCGAGAAGUUGGAUAUCAGUGAAGACGUGGCCGGCGCUACCUUUAUGGCUGCGGGAGGUUCGGCACCAGAGUUGUUUACAUCAGUGAUCGGUGUAUUCAUAAGUUUCGAUGACGUGGGCAUCGGGACGAUCGUGGGAUCCGCUGUCUUCAACAUCCUGUUUGUCAUAUCGAUGUGUGCCAUCUUCUCGAAGAGUGUUCUGGUGCUCACGUGGUGGCCCCUCUUCAGGGAUGUCUCCUUUUAUUCCGCUAUUUUAAUCUCUUUAGUGCUUUGUUUUAAAGACUCGCAAAUAUUUUGGUAUGAGGCGUUGAUUCUGUUGCUGUGGUACGCGGCGUACGUCACGUUCAUGAAGUACAACGAAGUGGUCGAGAAGUUUGUCAAGAAGUUUGUAACGAAUCGAUCAAAAGUUGACAAAAUAACGACCGGAAAAGCGGAAACUCCUCCACCAAUGAUGGGCCGCAAAAUGUCGACUCCUAUACUUCACGGCGGCUCUAAGUUUCGUCAGGGAGUACUACAACUGAUGAUCCAUUCAAUUGAUCCCUUGCACGAAGAGACCAUUACUUCAGCGAUGAGCACUCGAAUCGAUCCGGAGAAGCACCGAUGCGUUCAUCCUCCCGGCGCCACAACCUGCACACUAUGUAGUGAUGAGACGAACGGUCAUAAUCCUAAUGGAAACUCCGUUUUCCAUACGGCGAAGAUGGCCGUCCAGGCCCAUGACAGUGAUCAUCAAAUGGCAAAAUCAUAUAACGGUUCACUGGGCGCACAAAAUACUCAGGAGACCGAUGAACCGGAUGAGCCGCUGGACAUGUCUUGGCCCAAACAAGAAAAGAGGAAAUGGUUUUACUUCUCAUUCAUUGGUUCGAUACUAUGGAUCGCAAUAUAUUCCUAUUUGAUGGUGUGGUGGGCCACUCUGGUAGGCAUGACGUUCAAUAUGCCCAACGAGAUCAUGGGACUCACUUUCUUGGCGGCCGGCACUUCGAUACCAGACCUCAUCACUUCAGUAUUGGUGGCGCGCAAAGGGUUCGGAGAUAUGGCGGUCUCCAGCUCUGUCGGCAGCAAUAUAUUUGACGUCACAGUGGGGUAA